Molecule: messenger RNA, 2132 nt
Organism: Indicator indicator
Lineage: Eukaryota; Metazoa; Chordata; Aves; Piciformes; Indicatoridae
Gene: SH2B3
Product: SH2B adaptor protein 3
Exons: 7
Coding region: 16-1746 (576 amino acids)
Biological process (GO): intracellular signal transduction
Cellular component (GO): plasma membrane
Molecular function (GO): transmembrane receptor protein tyrosine kinase adaptor activity
Source: RefSeq, a predicted model, not a curated record
GCUGGAGCCACGGCAAUGAAUGGGCACGCUCUGCCAGCGGGCACGCCAGCGCAUCCCCGGGGCUGGCAUGAGUUCUGUGAGCUGCAUGCUAUCAGCACCGCCAAGGAGCUGGCACGGCACUACCUGCGCUUCGCCACCGAGCACCCGCACCAUGACCUCCUGGCCGCGGAGAACUUCUCCGUGCAGUUCACUGACCUCUUCCAGCAGUACUUCUGCCAUGAGGUGAAGGAGGGCUUUGCCAUGAACCAGCUCCACAUCCUGCCCGCCGGCCUGGCGCGGGAUUACCGGGAGACGCAUCGGCAGCACGUGGAUGCCUCCUUGGGCACAGUGGUGGCCACCAAAGCUGAGAUGGAGCCGGGUACCCGCCCUGAGCAGCCCAGCCGAGCCCCUGAGGCCACCCCAACAGGGCUGCGCAAAUCCUGGAGCUCGGAGGAGCUGGUGGGGCCAGCACGGCGACCGUUCUCACUCAGCCAGCUGCGCAGGAGCUGGCGCAGCCUUUUCCGACGCCGAUCCUCAGAUGCUCUCUCUGGGGAUGGGGACGGGGAGGUGGCACCAGAGGCAGCUCUCAAGCCAGGACUGGGCAAGCGCAUCCUGCCUUGGGGGCUGUCACGGGAGCAGCCCCCCGAGGUGCGCAAGGAGGGGAUCCUCAAGUAUGGACUACUGGAUGAGAGCUCCUUGGACAGUGGGACGCGCUGGCAGCGCUGUCGCCUGGUGCUGCGGCGAGCGGGGACACCUGACAGCGAGGAAUAUGUGCUGGAGCUCUUCGACCCUCCCAAGGGCUCGAAGCUGAAGCUGCACGCUGCCUGCUCUGCCAUCCAGGAGGUGCGCAGGUGCACACGCCUGGAGAUGCCUGACAACCUCCACACCUUCGUCCUCAAGGUCACCAAUGCCACUGACAUCGUGUUUGAGGUGGGGGACGAGCAGCAGCUCAACUCCUGGACGGCUGAGAUCCGGGAGUGCGCACACAGAGGGUCCGAUGUGGGUGACCCUGAGCUCCUGGCAUGUCGGCAUCCUGACCCUGCAGCCACCAGCCCCACCACCAGCACCGACACCCUCAGCCAAGGGGCAACACCGGGGUGCCCAGGGGAGGCGGCAGGGCCGAAGAUGGAGCAGUUCCUCUCCUCCUGCCCCUGGUUCCACGGACCCAUCUCCCGAGUGAAGGCGGCUCAGCUGGUGCAGCUGGGGGGGCUGGAGGGCCAUGGAGUCUUCCUGGUGCGGCAGAGCGAGACCCGGCGCGGCGAGUACGUGCUCACCUUCAACUUCCAGGGCAGAGCAAAGCACCUGCGGCUGGCGCUGACGGAGCGGGGCCAGUGCCGCGUCCAACAUCUCCGCUUCUCCUCCAUCGUGGAGAUGCUGCACCACUUCCACCGCUACCCCAUCCCGCUGGAGUGCGGUACAGCCUGUGACGUCCGGCUGUCCAGCUACGUCGUUGUCCUGCCUCAGCCCCAAGCUCCUGGCUCCAGCACCACGGUCCCUCUCCCCUUGCCCAUCCCCAGCUGGAGCCCUGAAUUCAGCCUCACCCCCACCAGUUCCUCCUGCCCUCAUGGCCAUGACGAGCCCCCCCCAUGUCCUCCUUCGGAGCAGAUCUUCCACCUGGUGCCACCCCCGGCCGAGCUGGCGCAGAGCCUGCGCCCGAGCAGGGCGGCUACGGCUGCCGGCGCCCGGCACCGCGAUUCGGACUACGAGGUGGAGGCACCGGGGCGGGGCCACGUCCGAGCCAUCGACAACCAGUACACGCCGCUCUGACGGGCACCGGGAUGCACUUUCAGGUGGAGAAAUCCUAGAGACCUUCCGGGUAUCCCAUCGAGAGAACGAAUGUACCUAAUCCCUUCUGGUUAGGGAUGAUUAUUCUAUUUUUGCAAGGAAGGGGGUAAUUUCUCACUCCAGUACGAGUGUGCUCCCUCCCUUCGGCCUGUUAAAGGGCCUUUUAGUUGUAUUUUCAGUUGUUGUUGUUAUCAAAGCUUUCUGGUUACUGUUUACACACACCGCUCGUGCCUGCAUCCGUGCCGAGCAUCGCGCCGUGGGGCUCGGUCUCCUGCCUACCCCUGACACGACAGCGUCCUUACAAUUGGAGAGAGGGAAAGAAAAAAAAAAGCAAACAACCCCACAAAAAACACCAAAAGAAAAAAGAA